UGAUAUUCUUGUUCCAAACUAAUAUAAUGAAGCAACUUCAGCAGCAACUCUCCACAAAGCAUAGGGAGCGUCAUCAAUGGCGGGAGCCGCGGCAGCUUCACGCUGCAUCUUCUGCCAGAUCGCCGGAAAAUCCUCCUCUACCCCUCUCCUCCACACGGAUGAAAAGGUCGUUGCUUUUCAAGACAUCAAACCCGCUGCUACAAGGCACUACUUGGUUAUUCCUGUGGAUCACAUCCCAACUGUUAAUGAUCUUCAAAGGAGACCUGAAGACUACUCUUUGGCAAGUCACAUGUUAGAAGUGGGGAAAACACUAUUACAAAGAGAUGCACCUCAAUGCCAUCAAUACAGGUUUGGCUUUCAUCAACCUCCAUUUAACUCUGUUAACCAUCUUCACCUCCAUUGUUUUGCACUACCUUAUACACCCAGAUGGAAACAUAUAAAAUAUUUGUCUGUGGGAUCAUUUGGAUUUAUUGAAGCUGAAAAGUUGUUGGAGAAGAUUAAGCCUCUGCCUUCACAACUGUGAUUUGUGUUAUAAUUCGUGGUUGAACAUGAUACAUCUGCUUUCCCUAAUACGUGCGUAAACUUUGUAACCCAAGAAAAGUAUAGACUGUUAAAGGUUUGUGCAGUUGUGCAUAAUUUAUAUAUUUUGCAUGUUCGGAUUCUAAUACCAUAUAGAGAUUUACCUUCUCCAUUGAGGCUUUUCUUUCAGUUUA
Messenger RNA from Rosa rugosa (rugosa rose), 713 nucleotides. RefSeq names its product bifunctional adenosine 5'-phosphosulfate phosphorylase/adenylylsulfatase HINT4. NCBI's taxonomy places the organism in Eukaryota, Viridiplantae, Streptophyta, Magnoliopsida, Rosales, Rosaceae. The transcript is spliced from 6 exons. Bases 77 to 523 code for a protein of 148 amino acids. The record is from RefSeq and is a predicted model, not a curated record. Gene Ontology annotation, molecular function: catalytic activity.